Messenger RNA from Durio zibethinus, 608 nucleotides. Lineage: Eukaryota; Viridiplantae; Streptophyta; Magnoliopsida; Malvales; Malvaceae. The record is from RefSeq and is a predicted model, not a curated record.
UCCUUCCUCCGACAAAGCAAAAAUAGGGUUCGCCGCUCAUCAUUUUCAUCAUUCAAACGUUAUAUCAGCUAAGAGAUCUGCUUGGUUGACUUUGUUAUUCUCUUUUGCUACCAGGAAGCAGAACCCCUGAUCGCAACUUCCGCCCAAAAAAUGUCCGGAGAAGAAGUUGCAGUUGCUGUCCCAACUGACGUAGCAGCUGCCAUUGGUGAGCCAAUGGACGUCAACACAGCCUUGCCCCUUGUGGUGAGGAAGUCUCGAGCUCAUGGUGGGCUUGCACGUGGCUUACAUGAAGCUGCCAAGGCAAUUGAAAAGCACAACGCACAUCUUUGUGUUAUAGCCGAUGACUGUGAUCAGCCAGAUUAUGUUAAACUGGUCAAGGCCCUCUGUGCUGAUCAUAAUGUUAAAGUGCUGCGUGCGCCUAGUGCAAAAACUCUUGGCGAAUGGGCUGGUUUGUGUAAGAUAGAUUCUGAGGGGAAAGCAAGGAAGGUGGUUGGUUGCUCUUGUGUGGUUGUCAAGGAUUAUGGCGAACAACAUGAGGCUGUUGAAGUUGUUCAGCAGCACAAGGAUUAAGCAAUCAGAGGAUGGUUUCUUUGGUAGAUGCAAAGUUC